Cervus elaphus (red deer) is the source of this 1179-nucleotide messenger RNA. RefSeq names its product basic proline-rich protein-like. The transcript has 4 exons. NCBI's taxonomy places the organism in Eukaryota, Metazoa, Chordata, Mammalia, Artiodactyla, Cervidae. The record is from RefSeq and is a predicted model, not a curated record. The coding region runs from base 1 to 945 and encodes 314 amino acids.
AUGGAGGAGCCACUCAAGCAGGGAGGGCCUUCAGAGUCUGCUGGCAGCAAGAAAAGCAGCUCUAAGAAGUUCCAAAAGCUAUCCCAGGAAGAUCGGAAGAUCGCCUUGACGCCCCUGUCCCGGCCACCCCGGGCCUGCCGCCCCGCCGGGGAACCUCCCGGGGGCCCGCGCAGGAUUCGGCCCAGCAGCGCUGCCGUCCCGCCCGGAGGCCCCGGGGGACCCGAAGGGGCGCGGGGAGGCCCGGGGUGCGGGGGCAGGGGGCAGGGCGCGGCCGCUGCGGGGCCCGCCGGCCCGAGGCCUAACCGGCACCCCCACCCCCCCGCCCCGCUCCACACCCCUACCCCGGCCCGCGCAGGCCGCGCCGCUCGCCCCGCUCCGGCCCCGGCUGGACCCCUGGCCGGCGGCCCGCCGUCGUUGCCCGUGGGCGCCCCCCAGGCCCCCGAGUCCCCAGCCCCCGCCACCCCGGCGCCGGCCCUCUCACCCUUUCAUUCUCUGCCCGGGGCCUGGCGCGGGCCGGCGAAUCCCCGGCCUCACGUAAGCGUGCUCGCCGCCCGCCCUGCCUGCGCGGCCCAGCCCGCCGCCCUACGGGAGCCCGGGGAUGUGGGCCGGGCCUGGGGCCGCUUCUGCUUACCUUUCAGCUGCUUUUUUUUUUUUUUCUCCUUCCCCCCUUUUCCCUCGGCUGGGCUGACAGAUCAGAGUGAGAGGCGCUGGCAAUGGACUAGGAAGCUCGGCUGCCGCUGCUACGGCUCCCCCCGGGCUCCGGCGAGAGCCUUUCCCUGUCAAGCAAGAGGGUCCACACCGGCCGUCUCCACCGGCGCCUGGGGGAGAAAGCGGGGAAGAAACUGGGGGUGCCUGAGAAACGUUUGCGUUUGCUCCAGGGGGGAAAAUGUUUCUGCAUCUUCUGAUGGAAAGAAAUCUUUACAAGACACAGGUUUUCCGAUCUAAGUUCUGGGUUUGAUGGUCAGUUUAUAAAUUUGAACUUCAAGAGACUUCCUAGCCACUUUAUUUGCCUGCUUAUUUAUAUGUUUUUGUGUAGAGAGAUAUUUGUUUCCUUAUAUAUAAAAAUUUGUGCUAUAUAUUCCCUUCCAAACUGCGAUUGCUGGAAGACAAUUGUAAAGGGAUGUCUUUUGUCUCCUUUUCCCAAAGCAGUGUAAAUAAAACCUAUUGACUGUCCAGAAA